Messenger RNA from Cephus cinctus (wheat stem sawfly), 1221 nucleotides. RefSeq names its product tetratricopeptide repeat protein 1 (gene Ttc1). Gene Ontology annotation, molecular function: protein binding. The coding region runs from base 265 to 1092 and encodes 275 amino acids. The transcript is spliced from 4 exons. The record is from RefSeq and is a predicted model, not a curated record. Lineage: Eukaryota; Metazoa; Arthropoda; Insecta; Hymenoptera; Cephidae.
AUAGUGUAUAGUUCGUUCGAAGUAAUUCUUCAAGGAACUUACAAAUUGUUAUCACGUAUUUCGAUGUCGAGAAGGUUCUUACAUGUCUGCUGCUAUUAGAUAGUUACGAGCCAGGACUUGUCACAAUUAGUUUGAUUGCAAGUGUGUGUGGAAUUGCAUUGGAUUGCAGUUUGACAAUUAACUAUUUCAUUACACUGUGGCUUGAUUUAGUUUAUGUGUGUAUGUUAGUGAAUAUUUCGUUGUACAGAAGUUUAUUUGUACGCUAUGGAGAAGAAAUCAGAAAUAAAAACGCCUACUAACGAAGAGGUUAUUGAUGAACUAACUAAAGAUUUGAAAGACUCUUGUAUUAGGGAUAGUUCAAAAGGUUUGAGUGAAGAAAAUGAAAAUAAAUGCGCUGUAUCAGAUGAUCCCUGGGAUAAUAUUGGCAAGGAAUUGGGUGAUGAAGCACAGGAUGAUAGUAAAGCUUGUCUUACUGAGCUCCCAGAAGAUUUUGUUGACGAAGAGGCUUUAAAGGACAGAGAAGUUAAUCUUAAUGAAGAUGAUGCCAAGAAAAUGAGGAUCGAUGCAGAGGCAUUGAAGAAUGAAGGUAAUACAAAGUUCAAAAAUGGAGAAUACAAGGAGGCAGUGAUAAUUUACACUAGAGGUAUUCAGACAUGUCCCUUGACAUUUGAUAAGGACAGAGCAAUUUUGUAUGCAAACAGAGCUGCAGCAAAGUCAAAAUAUAUGGUGGAUAAAGAUUCAGCUAUUGCAGAUUGUACAAAAGCUAUUGAGUUAAAUCCAAACUACGUAAAAGCGUACUCGAGGCGAGCUAGACUCUAUGAAGAAUCUGACAAACUAGAUGAGGCUCUGGCAGAUUAUAAUAAAGUUUUGACUUUUGAUCCAACUGAUUCCGAUGCGAAUUAUGCCAUUAGAAGAUUACCACCACUCAUACAAGAAAAGAAUGAAAAGCUAAAAACAGAGAUGCUUGGAAAGUUAAAAGAACUGGGGAACAUGGUUUUGAGACCAUUUGGUCUAUCAACUGAAAACUUUGAAUUACAGAAGGAUCCAAACAGUGGUGGUUACUCUGUAAAAUUCAAUCAAAAUUCAAGCUAAUGAAGAUUUCGGCAAUGAAUAUCUAUUCUUGAUUAACCUUAUUACAAAUCUGCAAUUACUUAGGCAUUAUGAAUAUUUCUGCAUUAUGAACUUCUAUGUUACAUAAUAAAAAGUAUAUAUUAGAUCUUA